GCCAGCGGCAUGGAGCGCCGCGCCGCCCCCGGGCCCGGCCCGCCGCGCCCCCGGCCCCGGCUCCCGCCGCUGCCGCUGCUGCUGCUCGCGCUGGCGGCCCGCGGGGGCUGUGCCGCGCCCGCGCCCCGAGCGGAGGACCUCAGCCUGGGGGUGGAGUGGCUGAGCCGAUUCGGCUACCUGCCCCCAGCUGACCCCACAACAGGCCAGCUGCAGACGCAGGAGGAGCUGGCCAAGGCCAUCGCCGCCAUGCAGCGGUUUGGGGGCCUGGAGACCACCGGCAUCUUAGACGAGGCCACCCUGGCGCUGAUGAAGACUCCUCGGUGUUCCCUCCCCGACCUCCCGGCUGCAGCCCCCGCUCGGAGGAGGCGCCAGGCUCUGACUCCUACCACGUGGACCAAGAGGAGCCUGUCGUGGAGGGUCCGCACGUUCCCGCGGGACUCGCCCCUGGGCCGGGACACCGUGCGCGCGCUCAUGCACUACGCCCUCAAAGUCUGGAGCGACAUCACGCCCCUCAACUUCCAUGAGGUGGCGGGCAGUGCCGCGGACAUCCAGAUCGACUUCUCCAAGGCUGACCACAACGACGCCUACCCCUUCGACGGCCCGGGCGGCACGGUGGCCCACGCCUUCUUCCCUGGUGACCAGCUGUCCGCGGGGGAUGCCCACUUCGAUGACGACGAGUCCUGGGCCUUCCGCUCCUCAGAUGCCCACGAUAUGGACCUGUUUGCCGUGGCUGUCCACGAAUUUGGCCACGCCAUUGGGCUGAGCCACGUGGCGGCCCCGAGCUCCAUCAUGCAGCCGUACUACCAGGGCCCAGUGGGCGACCCGCUGCACUACAGGCUCCCCUACGACGACAGGGUGCGCAUCUGGCAGCUGUAUGGCGUACGGGAGUCCGUGUCCCCCACGGCACAGCCGGACACCCCAGAACCCGAGGAGCCUCCCCUCCCACCAGAGCCCCCCAGCAACCGGUCCAGCACCCAACCCAGGAAGGAUGUGCCUCUCCGGUGCAGCACUGACUUUGACGCCGUGGCCCAGAUCCGUGGCGAGGCCUUUUUCUUCAAAGGCAGGUACUUCUGGCGGCUGACCCGGGACGGGCACCUGGUGUCUCUGCAGCCGGCGCAGAUGCACCGCUUCUGGCGGGGCCUGCCGCUGCACCUGGACAGCGUGGACGCCGUGUUCGAGCGCACCAGCGACCACAAGAUCGUCUUCUUCAAAGGAGACAGAUACUGGGUAUUUAAGGACAAUAACGUAGAGGAAGGAUAUCCGCGGCCCGUCUCAGACUUCGGCCUCCCGCCGGGCGGCGUCGACGCUGCCUUCUCCUGGGCCCACAAUGACAAGACUUAUUUCUUUAAGGACCAGCUGUACUGGCGCUUCGAUGAGCACACACGGCGCAUGGACCCCGGCCACCCUGCCCGGAGCCCCCCGUGGAGGGGCAUCCCCAGCACGCUCGACGACGCCAUGCGCUGGUCCGACGGUGCUGCCUACUUCUUCCGUGGCCAGGAGUACUGGAAGGUGCCCGACGGCGAGCCGGAGGCGGCGCCCGGGUACCCGCGGUCCACGGCGCGGGACUGGCUGCUCUGCGCCGACCCACAGGCGGGCCCGCGGGGCGCGGACGCGGAGGCCGGGGCCCACGCGCGGCCGGGACAGCGCGGCCACAGCCGCUCCGAGGACGGCUUCGAGGUCUGCUCCUGCACCUCGCCCGCCCCCCCGCGCCCCGCCGCCUCGGGCCCGCUGCUGGCGGCCGCGCCCCUGCUGCCGCUGCUGGCGCUGCGGCCGGCGGCCCGGGCCCCCCCGCUCUGA
This is a messenger RNA of Hyaena hyaena (striped hyena), 1797 nucleotides long. It is a transcript of the gene MMP17, whose product is annotated as matrix metallopeptidase 17. The coding region runs from base 10 to 1797 and encodes 595 amino acids. Gene Ontology annotation, molecular function: zinc ion binding; metalloendopeptidase activity. Gene Ontology annotation, biological process: proteolysis; extracellular matrix organization; collagen catabolic process. Gene Ontology annotation, cellular component: extracellular matrix. The record is from RefSeq and is a predicted model, not a curated record. The transcript has 10 exons. Lineage: Eukaryota; Metazoa; Chordata; Mammalia; Carnivora; Hyaenidae.